Molecule: messenger RNA, 1248 nt
Organism: Orbilia oligospora ATCC 24927
Lineage: Eukaryota; Fungi; Ascomycota; Orbiliomycetes; Orbiliales; Orbiliaceae
Exons: 6
Coding region: 1-1248 (415 amino acids)
Source: RefSeq, a predicted model, not a curated record
AUGGCAAAAGGCCCCUUUGAUCAGACGAAACUCGCAGAAUUCACAGCAAGACUCCGCAAAGAUGGUCUACACACCAAUCUCAAGAUCCAACUUGACAAAAGCAUCGGUGUAGUUAUUGGCACCGAAGCUCUAGCACUUGGUACCAAUCUUCAGAACCAGAUUUGGAAAUUGAUGACUGAGCAGUUGUCGGAUCGAUUUGUGGUUGAUUUUGCUCAAGAACUCUUGAACAAGCUCAAUAAAGCUGCUGAAAGAGACAAUAUCAAACCGAAGAGAUCAAAGUUUGGAACUAGGUCUGCUGGCGCAUCGGGCCCCAACCGGCAAAUACCUCACGAUGUAAAAGAAGUUCUUCUGAAUUUGGAAGAUUUUAUAGAUAAAAACAAGAGCCCUUUCAAAUUCAAUACCCAAACCUUGAUGGAUAUGGCCGUGGCCGUUGCAGAAAAAGGAGAAGAGAUCUGCGAAAGUUUAGGUCUCUCUGAAGACGAGCUUUGGGGGCUAGCUAACGUUUCUCUUUAUGACAUACACUUCUUAUGUGACGAUAGUGGAUCGAUGCAAAUCAGGAAUCGCAAAGAAGCUUUAGUCCGAACGCUACAGAGCGUCGCAUAUUGGGCCGCUAAACUCGAACCUAGAGGUAUAUCGAUACGAUUUAUCAAUUUCGAAGAUCCCGGAGACAGUAGCUGCGACGGGUUGGUCACUAUUGAUAACGUCAAAGAUGCAUGUCACAAAACCAAGCUUGAAGGCGAAACAGAGCUUGCCAAAGCUUUGGAAGACAAGAUAUUAGGCCGAAUAUCGAGAGAUCGGAAGGCUGCUGAAAGUUCGCCGCAAUACCAAGGGCUUGAAAAACCGGCAAUCGUUGCAAUAAUUACGGACGGACAACCAACAGACUUUCAUGACAGUGAUUUUGAAGAAGACUGCGACGACAUCGAUCCCAUGGGGAAGGCUGACGAGACCGAAGAAUUCAUGAAAAUGAUUCGAGCGGACAGCAAAAUCAAGAGUGUUAUAUAUUGCUCUGAGAGGAAGCUUGAAGCGCAUGACCCCUACUUCCACCGGCACAGCCAAGCCAAGUCGACGUCGGCACCCGACAGUGAUGAAGAUAGCAGUGAAGAUGAUAACGAAGAUGAUAGUGAAGAUGGUAAUGAAGACGGCAAUGAAGAAUCCACUACUUCAAAACUUAGUGAUUACCAGAGGGAGAUUUUACAUCAAUUUAUUAGUGCUGUCCGAGAAUGCCACCAAGCCAAUGACGGAGAAUAG